Molecule: messenger RNA, 2436 nt
Organism: Cylindrotheca closterium
Lineage: Eukaryota; Bacillariophyta; Bacillariophyceae; Bacillariales; Bacillariaceae
Source: the annotation of a GenBank genome assembly
AUGAAUCACAUACAAGAUCAAAAGCUUCAGAGUCUCCUCAAUACUUGGAAAGGCUCUCAUGUAAUCGAUGACGAUGGAUCAAACAUUAUCAUUUACAAGCCCAAACGCAAAUCUAAAAAAUCGAAACAAGAGCCAUCUCAAGAAUCCCAUGAAGAUUUUUCGAGGCGUGCUAGUCGCAAUGCUGAGAUGGAUCAUGCAAAUCAUGGCUACGCAUCACUGCUGCCAAACGCAUCGCAACAAAGACGAAGUUUAUCACCUUCCAUGAACAACCGUCCCGAUGAGGCAUCCGCAAGCGGACCAAAAAAGAAGAAGAAAAAGAAGAGGCAAUCCCUUCCAGAAACUCAAGCUAUCCACCAAUUUUCAUCCGAACAGAAUGACAAAGCUCAACCAGUUGCCUUUGACCCUUACAACGACGACUUUGAUACUGGCGAUCGAAAACUGAAUCAACUCAACCACUUUCCAAAUGCAAGCAGCAACCAAGACCAUGAUCAGGAGCAACCCAGUGGAUACCCUGAAUUGAUUCCGAUCAAAAGAAAAUUUACGACAUAUAAAAUGCCAGUAGCUCCAGAACCUGUCCAACCCAUGAACGCAAAUGGCAACGGGAAAAGUAAUAUCGGUAACAACUCCAAGUCUUUGGGCUGCUGUGGCAGUCUAGCCUACCGUAUGCGCUCCACCAACGCAAGUUUGUUCCGCUUCAAGUGGCUCAAGCUUACACAGUUACUGCUUGCCACAUAUAUCGGUAUAUUGACAUUUGCCGACAUGGGGCCACCAGGAGGUCUCCGAGACACAGAAACAGGUCUCAUCAUGGACAAGGCGUCCCCAGAGCGCACUGCCAAAGGUCUUAUUCUGGUCAACGGGACGGAGCGUGCUAUUGUUGCGGCCUCCCUUACCCAAGUUGCAUGCAUUGGUGUUGCUCGUCUCAGCGCUUGGUUGAUGUAUCCCACCCUGGUGAUGGUCUUCUUUACCAAGUUUCGAGCGACAAUUGGUUUCUUGUCCACAACUCCCAUUGGAAUGUACAUGCACAGCGACAGUCAUGAAGUCCAUGUGUACUGCGGAUGGUCAAUCCUUAUACUUGCAUCCAUUCACUCACUCGCCCAUCUUGUGCGCUGGACCGAACAAGGGAAUCUGAGCUUGUUGUUCUACCAUUUCUCUGGAUUGACUGGAUUCUUCAUCAUCUCCAGUUGUCUCUUGAUUUGCAUUCCAAUGACUCUGUUUCGAAAGCGCAUCAAAUACGAGGUCCGCAAGUUCUUUCACUACCUCUUCAUCGUAUUUGCGCUUGCUCUUUGUUUCCAUACUCCUACGUCGGCAAUUCCGAAUGGCGGAUUUACAUUCUGGGUCUUCGGAACGCUACUGGUAUGGUACUUCCUAGACUUCAUGUUCUGCCAAUUUUUCAUGACGGAAAAGAUCGAGACUACAAAGUUCAGCGUUCUACCAAGUGGAGUGCGAGUCACCAUGGAGGUCUCGGAGCGCUUUCAAAAGAUAGGAGCUCAUGGCGGAAUCUGUUACAUUUGUUUGCCAUGGGUGUCCAAGAAUCAAUGGCACGCCUUCUCUCUCUUCGAGAACCCAGAAAAUCCAGCGGAACGGCAAGUAUUUAUCCAAAAGACUGGUGAUUGGACCACCAAGGUGCAUCAAAUUCUACAAAGAGAUACCGUGCGACCAGCCUGGAUCCACGGUCCUUUCCCCAGUCCCUACGAUAAUGCCAUCGAUUAUGACAACCAAAUCCUUGUUGCAUCUGGAAUUGGUAUCACUCCCGCCCUAUCCGUCAUCCGAGCACACAAGAAUAGUCGACGCAUCAACCUUAUCUGGGCAGUUCGCGAUCCUCAUCUUCUAGGAUUCUUCUUGCGCCACCUCUAUUUGGACCAUCAAGGAUGGAACCUGAUCUUCUAUACUGGCAAGGAGAAGCUGAAGAGUGGAUUAUUAGAGUCCAUUGCCAAUACCAACAUUUGCAUCAUUGAAGGUCGCCCAAAACUUGAUCAAGUGAUUCCCAACAUUAUAUUCGGCAUUGAAUCUGGGCAUGGUCUUCCGGAAUGGUACAACCAAGACACUCGGGCGGUCGCCUCCGAAAUGCUCAUUGAUAGAUUGAAACACGCAGAUCGACCAGAAGAUGUUGCAUUUUACGCACAGGAACUUGGCUUCAACUUGCCUGCAGAUGCGGCCCAUACAAGUUUCCAGAUCAGUCGAAGUUCCGAAGGAUGUGACAUUGAUAGUUCUCGAAAUUCAACAUCUGAAUUUGUCAUGGAAAAUCUUGGCAUUGGUUUCCGUCCAUGGGAAUAUCACCCCGGCGCUACAAGAUACAUCCGAAAUCUGGAUAAGAAGAUGGUAAUCUCAACUUGGGGAAUGUUGUAUUGUGGUGGAGCCAAGCCCGUCCUUAACGACUUGAAGCGAAUCUCGGACGAAUACCACAUUGGCUUGCACGUUGAAUCCUUUGCUUGGUAA